Molecule: messenger RNA, 423 nt
Organism: Microtus oregoni (creeping vole)
Lineage: Eukaryota; Metazoa; Chordata; Mammalia; Rodentia; Cricetidae
Product: ferritin light chain 1-like
Exons: 1
Coding region: 1-423 (140 amino acids)
Biological process (GO): intracellular iron ion homeostasis; iron ion transport
Cellular component (GO): cytoplasm
Molecular function (GO): ferric iron binding; ferrous iron binding
Source: RefSeq, a predicted model, not a curated record
AUGGAGGUUGCCUUGAACUGCCUGGUCAACUUGCACCCGCGGGCCUCCUACACCUACCUCUCUCUGGGCUACGAUUUUGAUCUGGAUGACUUGGCCCUGGAGGGUGUAGGGCACUUCUUCCGCGAACUGGCCGAGGAGAAGCGUGAGGGUGCUGAGCGUUUCCUCAAGCUGCAGAACGAUCUCUGUGGCCGUGCACUCUUUCAAGAUGUGCAGAAGCCAUCUCCAGAUGAGUGGGGUAAAACCCAGGAGGCCAUGGAAGCUGCCUUGACCUUGGAGAAGAACUUGAACCAGGCCCUCUUGGGUGUUCAUUUCCUGGGUUCUGCUCGCACUGAUCCUUAUCUCUGUGAAUUCCUUGAAUACCACUUCCUGGAUGAGGAGGUGAAGGUCAUCAAGAAGAUGGGUUACCACCUAACCAACCUCUGA